CACGUGACGGUGCUGAUGACGACACAUAAGUUACUGUAGUGCGGCUGCUUCCUACUUCCUUGGUUCUCUGCUUCAUCAACCUCCUUAACGAUUAAAAGGCAAAAUGUCCCACCAAACUGGCAUACAGGCUGGUAACGAGGUCAAAGAUAUCUUUGCCACUGCAAGGAGUGGAGACCAAUAUCGGCUCAUAAAGAUUGUUAUUGAGGAUGAGCAGCUUGCUUUGGGCAUUACCAAGAAAGCAUCAAAGACAUGGGACCAAGAGUACGACUCAUUAGUUCUACCUCUUCUAGAGGAUGACCUGCCGUCUUAUAUCCUGUACCGGCUGGACUCUUCCAACAACCAGGGCUAUGAAUGGAUUUUCUUGGCCUGGUCACCUGACCGUUCUCCUGUGCGACAUAAGAUGUUAUACGCUGCUACCAGGGCAACAGUGAAGAAGGAGUUUGGAGGGGGCCUUAUUAAAGACGAGCUCUUCGGCACCACAAAGGAGGACAUGUCUCUGAAGGGUUACAAGAAGUUCCUGGUGUCCGAGGCGGCACCACAUCCCCUUACUGCUGCUGAGGAGGAACUGAGACAGAUCAAACUCAGUGAGGUGAAUACUGACAUCAGUGUAGACACCAAACAACAGACGCUACAGGGAGUGGCUUUCCCCAUGCAUGGAGAAGCUGUCAAGGCACUGGAGCGAUUCAGGGACAAACAAGUUAACUAUGUACAACUGGAAAUAGACUUUGCCAAAGAGCUCAUAAAAUUGUCCAAUACUGAACCGACCGAGGUGAAAGACCUGCCCAAGAGGAUUCCCACAGAGUCGGCACGCUAUCACUUCUUCCGCUACAACCACUCCCACGAGGGAGACUACCUGGAGUCCACGGUGUUCAUUUAUUCCAUGCCGGGAUACAAGUGCAGCAUCAAAGAGAGGAUGCUGUAUUCCAGCUGUAAAAACCCCCUGGUGGACAUGGUUGAAAACAACAUGCACAUUGAGAUUCUGAAGAAGCUGGAGAUAGACAACGGGGAGGAGCUGACCCCCGACUUCCUGUACGAGGAGGUCCAUCCCAAGCAGCACGCACACAGGCAGGCUUUUGCCAAACCCAAGGGCCCCGGCGGAAAGAGGGGUGGACGCAGAAUCACCAGACCUCCCGGAGAUGAGGAAGAAGAUGACUAAACACCCACCCCCGCCCCAACCACACCCGUGCACUCCGUAAUGGAACAUUCCAUGUGUUCAUGGAGGAAAAGCCUAUUUGACACCUCGUAAAAAUAAUAACCUUCCAAGCCAACACAGAGACUGAACUAUGCACGCCAAUGGACGACAACUGACCUAAAACAAACACUUGAGAAUGUCCAUUUGUAGCCAGCCAAAUGGAUGGCGUAUGCGUGUGUAUGUAACUGUAUUCGUUCGAUCUAUUUUACUGAGAUAUUCAGACGUUAGAACAGGUCGCGACGUUUUUACACUGUCGUCUUCGAGACAAAAAAAAAAAGAACCAAUACGUCGGUGCGCCUGAUGUGAAUCGGUGCCAGUGUGACAAACCCUGUGCUCCAUGAGCCGAGGUGACUCGCUUGUGAUCAUUCAUUCUGCUCUACGUAGGUCCAUGUCAAUUUCUGUUUCUUGUGUCAGAUGUCUCCAUUGCUAUAUGUGCACAGCUAUGAAGAGGUUCACCCCCCCCCCCCCCCCCCCCCCAAAAAAAAGAGAUGUAUAUUUGCUCAUGUCAUUCAUUUUAAUACAGUGUUUUUUUAUAUUGGAAAAUGUCUUUUUUGAUAACAUUGGUUUACAUAAAACAUCUGCUGAGAAACCAGUUUUUCUAUGCAAGUGCUGUAUAUAGUGUAGGUGUCUGUGAUUUGAAGGUCUCGUCUGUUUCUGUAUCUAUGGUAUCGAUGGGGGCACGUGACAGAACAGGGGGAGUUUUUUACAUCACUGAUUAGAGGAGGGUCAGCUUACGGUGUGGAAACAAGAUUGCGGUCCCAGAAACAGGGAAGGGAAUAUUCUAUGGAAUUCCUCUCUGCCACAUUACCUUCUCUACUGAAUGUUGUAAGACAAACCACUAGAUUAACACCUCUUCAGACAAGGGAAUGCCUUCUCAUAGGAACUUUCAUGACAAAGAAUAAAAUAAAUGUAUUCAAAUCAAA
Messenger RNA from Esox lucius (northern pike), 2115 nucleotides. It is a transcript of the gene twf1a, whose product is annotated as twinfilin actin-binding protein 1a. The record is from RefSeq and is a predicted model, not a curated record. The transcript has 9 exons. Gene Ontology annotation, molecular function: actin filament binding; actin monomer binding. Gene Ontology annotation, biological process: regulation of lamellipodium assembly; positive regulation of neuron projection development; barbed-end actin filament capping. Lineage: Eukaryota; Metazoa; Chordata; Actinopteri; Esociformes; Esocidae. Bases 104 to 1156 code for a protein of 350 amino acids. Gene Ontology annotation, cellular component: actin filament; cytoplasm; myofibril.